Messenger RNA from Sphaerodactylus townsendi, 2315 nucleotides. RefSeq names its product intercellular adhesion molecule 1 (gene ICAM1). Gene Ontology annotation, biological process: cell-cell adhesion. The transcript is spliced from 11 exons. Gene Ontology annotation, molecular function: integrin binding. The record is from RefSeq and is a predicted model, not a curated record. Lineage: Eukaryota; Metazoa; Chordata; Lepidosauria; Squamata; Sphaerodactylidae. Gene Ontology annotation, cellular component: membrane. Bases 210 to 2315 code for a protein of 701 amino acids.
UCAGGGCGAAAACAGGCAGCCGGCAAGCGGGAGUUUCCCCGGCGGGCCCGCGUGAGUCCCCGGCCGCUUCCCGGAACCGCCGGCCCGCCUAUAAGAAGCCGGGCGCCGCCAGCCCCAGCGCUCAGUCGCGGGCGCGCCUGUAUUUGCAGCGGGAGCUCUCUUCCUCCUCCUCCUCCUCUUCCUCGCCUUCGGGUCUCGCUCGGCUCAGCAUGCAGCCGCUCCUCUCCUGCCUCCUGGCCUGGCUGGCAGCCGCCACUGCCCAAGAGACUCUGGAGCAACCCUUUGUGAGUGCCUGGCCAGAAAAGCCUGUGGUGGAAUACGGAAGCUCUGUGACGCUGAACUGUAGCACCAACUGCCAGAGCGUGCUCUCCGGUGGUCUGGAGACCAACCUGGAAAAAGAGCCGGCAGGAGAAGGACCCACGUGGAAAGCUUUCCGACUUGUCAACGUGAACGACUGGGAAUCUGCGCCUUCUUGCUACUUUGACUGUUCUGAUGUGGAAGACAUGAAACCCCAUCGUGUGAACUUCACUGUUUACCGAAUUCCAUCGCUUGUCGAGUUGGAUCCGGUGCCAGUGAUGGAGGUGGGGAAAAGUUACACCUUGACCUGCCGUGUUUCCGAUGUUGCCCCCAUCCAAAACUUGUCCGUGACCUUCCUCAAGGGGGGAAAGGAACUUCACGUGGAGACAUAUGAGAAGAACGUUACACGGGAAGCCAUAAGUUUUGGCGUGCAACAUGUCAUAACUGCCCAGCGGACGGACCACGGGGAAGAAAUCGGCUGCCGCGCGGCCUUGGAUCUGAGACCAGAAGGUCAUCUCUUUGAAAAGGCCUCCCUCGGCCAGUCAAUGAAGUCUGUUGUUUUCCCAUCGAAUCCCCAGCUCAAUACUGUACGACAUGUGGAACUGAACACCUUUGCGAUGGUCACCUGUGAAGUGGCUGGGGUUUUUCCUGCUGAGGAGGCUCAGUUUGAACUGACUUAUGCCGGGACGAGGGUGACCUUCAGUGUGAACGUGUUGGGGGAUUCGGCAAUGGCCCACGCUCAGCUUUUGUUUUUAGCAGCAGGAAAGAGCUCCUUGAAAUGCACAGUUUCUCUGGGGCCGGUGACGAAAAUCGCCGAGGAGGAAGUCAAUGUUUACAGAUUACCUGACCUCUUCCUGACCAUGGAUCACCAAGAGGCUCUUGUCAACAACAGCGUGAACGUUGUUUGUGAGGACUCCCAUCCCGAAGACACCCAGCCGCGAACCUUUUCAACACAAAUCCGAAAUAGCAAGGGAGUCUUGGCAUCAGGAGAUGGCCUUCCCCUCCAGUUUACAUUGACGGCUAGAGAAGAGGAUGACGGGCAGGAAUUCACAUGUCAAGUGGAGCUAGAGACUGGCGGCAGGCCCGUCAUAAGAACAACGUCUGAAGUUCUCACUGUGUACUAUGGCCCCCAGAUGAAUAAUUCCACCUGCCCCAGUGUCCUGACCUGGAAGGUCGGCAGUAUGGAAACUUUCAGCUGUUCGGCCUUGGGAAACCCAAAGCCAAAAAUUGAAUGCAACAAAUACGGGGUGCUUUACAAUAUCAGCGUCCCGCUGCACGUUACCACAGACCAUCAAGGCAGCUAUACCUGCAACGCCUCCAAUCCGCACGGCUUUGUUGUGACUUCCGUAACUAUCCAUGUUGAAGUUUCCUGCAGCACCACCAUGCUUGACCUGAUGGGUCAGGAAUAUGAGGAGAGCGACCCUUCUCCUGUGGCCACCACUCAUCAUGACAGCCAAGAGUGGAUGGCCCUGGCAUCAGCACCCCAGCGCCCCAGGUACUGGGUGUAUCCUCACAGAUCCCGUGACUGGUGGCAAAACCUUGUCCUGAACUGCUGGGAUGAUCGGGAAUGGCUGAAAAAUUUCAGAAUGACCAGGAGCACCUUCAUGAGCCUGGUCAACUUGCUGAGGCCACACCUACAACAUCAGGAAACCCCCAUGCGUCCUUGGCCAAGUGGCUGGUUUCUCUGCACCCCCGUUUGCCGAGAUCAGAUGUCCUACAAGAGAUCUGGCUGCAUCGAGCCGUUCGGCGGGAAACCUCAGCAGGAGACUGGCUUUGAAAGGAGCAGGGAGCUCGUCUACGAGCACCGAAGCAUUCGGGCCGGAAAUGAUCUCCGUUUCACUGGUCCUUCAAAUUAUCAGAGGACCCGCAACAUGAAAAUCAAAAAGAACAAUCUGGCCGGAAGAGCUGUUGGGCUGCUCCUUCUGCCAGCUGGGCUGGGCCGUGGGCCUGCUGAGCACCCCUUGAACCAGGCCCACCAGGCUGCCCAGGACUGGCAGCGGCAGCUAAGAAUGGGUUGA